Molecule: messenger RNA, 1777 nt
Organism: Daphnia pulex (common water flea)
Lineage: Eukaryota; Metazoa; Arthropoda; Branchiopoda; Diplostraca; Daphniidae
Gene: grp
Product: serine/threonine-protein kinase grp-like
Exons: 7
Coding region: 219-1715 (498 amino acids)
Biological process (GO): microtubule cytoskeleton organization; DNA damage checkpoint signaling; protein phosphorylation
Cellular component (GO): cytoplasm
Molecular function (GO): protein serine/threonine kinase activity; ATP binding; tau-protein kinase activity
Source: RefSeq, a predicted model, not a curated record
GGCGGCAAACAACAGAAGCCAAACAACAAGCUGACGAAAACUAGCGAGUCAAAAUGCUUACACCUGUUUUAACAUUUUAUUAGGAAAAUGAAUUGGUGCAACUUGUUAAACUAGACUGGAAACUGUGUCAGUGGUAAUUUUGUAAAGCAGAUCUUCCCUACACCAAAAAGAAACGGAAAAAGUGUUAAUCUCGUUGUACAAUACAUAUUUAUUCAAUCAUGGAAGACCAAAGUAAAAAAUAUGAAGGAAAAAACAGUGUAAUUGAAUUUGUAGAAGGCUGGGAUAUGAUUCAGACACUGGGUGAAGGAGCUUUUGGAGAGGUGAAACUAUUAGUUAAUGCCAAAACAGGUGAAGCAGUUGCAAUGAAAGUGAUUGAUCUCAAGAAGCACGCAAAUGCUGCUGAAACAGUCAAAAAAGAAGUUUGUGUGCACCGGAUGUUGAAUGAUGUGCACGUGAUAAGGUUUUAUGGGAGAAGGGAAAAUGGCAAUUUUGAAUUCAUUUUUUUGGAAUAUGCAUCUGGUGGAGAAUUAUUUGACAGAAUUGAGCCUGAUGUGGGAAUGCCUCAAGUAGAAGCUCAGCGCUAUUUCAAGCAGUUAAUUGCUGGUGUAAGCUACUUGCAUAGCAGAGGGAUUGCUCACAGGGAUAUAAAGCCGGAAAACUUGCUUUUGGAUGCCAAUGACAAUUUGAAAAUAUCUGAUUUUGGAAUGGCAACAGUUUUUCGAUUUCAAGGUCGAGAAAGGCAUCUGGACAAGCGUUGUGGGACGUUACCUUACAUCGCUCCUGAGGUUCUCUGUCGCAAGUACGCAGCAGAGCCAGCCGAUAUUUGGUCUUGUGGCGUCGUUCUUGUUGCCAUGUUAGCCGGAGAAUUGCCUUGGGAUGUCCCAUCUAAUGAUUGCCCUCUCUACACAUCCUGGAAGGAAUGUCAGAUCACGCGAUUGCCAUGGACCAAGAUUGAUACAUUGGCUCUGUCAUUACUCCGGAAAGUGCUGAUGCCGUUGCCCGGGAAACGUUACACUAUUCAGCAAAUAACUAAUCAUCAAUGGUUUCAGAAGAAAUUCAAAGUUCCUAGUACAUCUCUACGGACAGAGGAAAACAUGCCAGUCUCUAAACGCCUAUGCUCUGACGUAGUGGAUGCUGGUUUAUCACCGCCCUCAUCCGAUGCAACCCAUUUGUCCUACUCUCAGCCUGGACUUGGAUUCUUCUCCGGUUCUCAACCUGUCCAUCAAAACGACACUAACGAUGAUCAAGCCCCUAACAAGCAUCUGCCAGGCGCGAUGUUUAGCUUCUCUCAACCUGCUCAUAUCGACGAUAUGCUACUGAACUCUCAGCUGAACACACAAACUGCUUCGGGUUCAAGCAUCAGUUCGCCUCUCCAAAGACUUGUCAAGAGAAUGACUCGUCUUGUGGCAAAAGUUAGCUGUGAAGAAGCAAUCAAACAUUUGAGCCAACAGCUAAUCAAACUCGGCUACACUUGGAAAAUUCACACUCCUGGCGUGGUAACCAUAUCCACGCAAGAUCGACGGAAAAUGCAACUCGUCUUCAAAGCAACGGUUUACGAUAUGCAGACCAUGGUGUUACUCGACUUUCGAUUGUCGAGAGGCUGUGGACUUGAUUUUAAAAGACAUUUCCUAGCAAUUAAACAUAAGUUGGCAGAUAUAUUAUGUUCUGCACCAGUUACUUGGUCCAUUGCCACUGCUACAAAUAGCAUUCCUUAAUCUUUCAAUUGUAAUAUUGUUUUUAAAUACCAAUAAUGUUGCAUUACACUGAUUCAUAUGUA